This is a messenger RNA of Wyeomyia smithii (pitcher-plant mosquito), 2995 nucleotides long. RefSeq names its product transcription factor mef2A (gene s-cup). The transcript has 4 exons. Lineage: Eukaryota; Metazoa; Arthropoda; Insecta; Diptera; Culicidae. The coding region runs from base 1082 to 2743 and encodes 553 amino acids. The record is from RefSeq and is a predicted model, not a curated record.
AAGCGUGCCGAGCACAUCGUAUUGUUUUGAAACCAGCCAAGCUGGCGCGCGCGUUCAGGAAGAAAAUGCUUCCAGUUUGAGUCGAAUCUACUAGCAGUUCGAACGGAACCUGGCAAAGUUUGUACCCAGCCUAGGGCUUUGUUUUGACCCAUUGAUUACCAUCACAACGAACAACACGGUGAUGAUGAUGAUAAUGAUCUUUGCCACUAUCGCUGACGGUCAUUAGUUGGGAAAUCUUUAACUAACGGAUUCGUUGAGUAGUAGACUGAGUGUGUUAUCGUCGUAUCGGUAUUAUUCAAUUCAAUUCGGGAAAGUGUUUUCUUGUGGACCGCCUUGUCAAGUGGUUUGACUGUGUAAAGAAACUUUAGGUGACGUGCUUCCAUGUGCUUAGAACAUUCCAUCGUCCUUUACCUGAGUAGGAGCAACGACACGGACGUUCAGGAUUCAACCGGUUUUCUCAAAGGGAUAUUAGCUCCCGAACAUGCAGUGUGAACCCAGUUUGCCGAGUACCUUUUGAAACGAAGUUUAGUUCCGGUUAUGCUUUUGUGUCAAAAACAAAUAAUGCUGCUGGUUCUCGAUGACAUUUAGAUAGAAAAUUUGGUGCUAAUUGAAUGUAAGAGGUUUGCUGAAAUUUAUAGAUGGCCAUAACGUGUAGUUGGAAAAGAGGAAACUAAAACAUGACACAUUGAAUAAUUUAUGGCCGAAUAUUUCGCGCGCGCCUAAUUACAGUGGAACAACCUUGAGUAAGGUAUACUUUAUACGUUGGACAACGUUUGUUCUCGCAUCGGCUAGUGCACAAUAUCACUAGCGACAAAAACUGGCAACAUAAAAGUGAGCAAAUGUAACUCAUUUAUAUACUAAACAAUAGCAGAACCAUUGAAUUGGGAAACUAGUACUCGCACAAGCUUUACUCGUUCGGCCGAAUAAAGACUGGUAAAGUCAGUGAUGAAGCAGUAGAAUACUAUUAUUCCCAGUGAAGUAAAAAGCAUUCAGAGAAAAUUUCACCAUCCAGUAACCAAACCGGCAGUAUCUCCCGCGUCUACAUUUCUCCGCAAGGAAUGAAAAAAAAAACGCGUUUUAAAUGUCUAUGAAAAGAUUGGCCGUAAUCGCUGCUGUUAGCACGCACAAUAGCCUCAGCAAUCAGACGGUUUCCUACUACAACGCCUACGCGAACCACUCGACGACGACUUACAGCAGUGCACGCGGCGUCGGCAGCUCCAGCCAUAGUCUCCAAGGAUUGCAGGGUAUGCGACCGGGGGCGAAUCUGCACGGCAAUGUCAACAUCAUGCUCGGCGGGGCCAUGCUGUCGGUAGUCAUCACAGUUGUUUGUUUUGUUUGCUACUGCUGCCAUCGAAACAUCAAAAAGCGAUCGAAUUCUAUCUACCGCCAGCAGUGGUUAGAGAACGAAGCUAAUAUGGAAAUCUACAGCGUCGAACAGUGUUACGAUCAACCAGCAGGAAUAUCCGACGCCACAGGUGGCGGAUCUUUCUUCGUAGACACCAACACAGGCAAUGAGUACCAGUCGCUUCCGGUUUCAACCUACCAGCAUCACUCUCAGCACCCAGGUGGAUCACCGCCGAGCUAUGAUACAGUCCUGGCUCAGGACGAAAUGGCCGCAUCCGCACGCCGUAAGAGCUGUGAUUUUGGACUAUUAGCACCACUCGACGGGAAUCAACACACCCGCGGAGCGGGGAAGUUCGAUGCUCUGCUGUGUGAACUAAUUGGAGCUAAUCAACGACGUAAACGGAAUCGACCGACGGCAGACCGGGCCGAAUUUAACGAUUUUAGUGAAAUUCUUAGAUCACCGGGCUGUGGAGAGACAGAGAUAAGCGGAAAUUGCCAUUGUCAACUGAAUGAUAACUUGCAAGUUUUCUGUCGGAACUGCGGCCAAUUUGUGAACGGGGAGAUGAUGCAAAGUCCCUCCAACGAUAAUCACUAUUACGACAAUAGUUCCAACGGUUACGGUGCAAACGACGGUGCAAAUUGGCACCGGCAGGUCGCCAUCCAUGGCGGUGACAAUUCACUCGAUGGCACCGGGAACAUGGCUGAUAACAAUGGCAACAUUCAGACCGCCCAUGCUCUCCUACGUGAUCCCAACCUUCACCCCGAUCGUCACUUUGUCGUGGAUGAGCUAUUACAAGAUUUACACUUUCAUUCACAUCAUGCAACGAAUCACGGCAGCAGUACUCGUACCGGUUGUGCCACUAACCAACUCAAUUCUACGGAUUGCACUAAUAACAACAAUGAAAAUAUGAGUAAUAAUAAUAACAACAACAAUAUUGCACCAGAUUGCGCUACUGGUUUUCGCGAAUGCAAUGACACCGAGAAUGACGAGCAGAAUAAUAAUAUUAAUAAUGACAAUGCAUCGGCAGAAUCCUCUACAUUCGAAACAAUAAUGAAUAACGGAAGCCUGCCGGCUGACAACAAUACCUACGCGGAUGGAUGCAGUGGUAAUCACGCUAAUAGGCUCGCCGACGUUAUCACUUCAACUAUUGAGGUAGGUUCUGCCGUUAAUGUAACCACAGCAGCCGUCGGUGCCGCGGAUGAUGAUAAAUCAAGUGAUAAUGGUAGUUCCGACACAACUGAUGGACCUUCUGAACAGCAGCACCAAGAGCUGGAUGACAACUUUCAUAAUCUAAGCGAAAAUGGCCUAGUUCGGUUGGACAUGAGUCAAAUCAUCGAUCGAACUGGCUUGCCAACCUAUGAGGCUGCCCUACGGUUAGAGUCCAGCGGAUAUGUCUAGGAACGGUCGGAAACGGCAUGCACAAAGUGCUGUAAUUUGUAGAAUAUUUAAGUAGAUUAUUGUUCACGAUGGCCUUGAAAAUCUAGACCUAAAUUAUACAACAAACAGCAGCAACAGAAAGCUAUUAACAUAAAUAAUAUUUAGACGCUUCAUCGAGACAACUAAAGUCUAGGGCAUGAUCAUUAAUAUAAUAAUUGUAUAUUAUCUAUGUUCAAUAUCUCGAUAAUAAAGUUUUUUUUUGUGAAAUCAAUC